Molecule: messenger RNA, 4013 nt
Organism: Bactrocera dorsalis (oriental fruit fly)
Lineage: Eukaryota; Metazoa; Arthropoda; Insecta; Diptera; Tephritidae
Product: integral membrane protein GPR180
Exons: 6
Coding region: 358-2061 (567 amino acids)
Biological process (GO): G protein-coupled receptor signaling pathway; response to pheromone
Source: RefSeq, a predicted model, not a curated record
GUUUUAUUAUCAUUUCGAAAGUGUGUGCGUUGGUGCCUAUUUUGUUAAAUUUUUGCAAAAUUUAAUAUAAGUUUGUGUGAAUUACAAUAUGUGAAAGACAACAAAAAGUUUUCCAAAAGAUGCAAAAAAAGUAAAAUAAUAAUAUGCGUGAACCAACGCAACAUUUAUAAGUGAAAACCAAAUUGCAACACUCCGCCCCAUAUAAAAUUCACAAAAACAGUUUGUGUGAAAGUGAAUAUUUGGAGUUGCAAACACACACAGCGGACAGACAGCUAGAGCAGCGCCAACACAACAUUAAAAUUACGUGGAGAUAUACAAAAAAAAAGUAAUAAAUAAUAACAAAAUUCAUUUGGCAUUAUGAAGCGGCAGCGGCCGCCGUCAUGGCUGCGUCUAUCACUUCGACCCCUCCUCUGGUUGCAUGUAUUUCAAGCACUAUGGAAUUAUACUAUUGCCAUACACCUCACAGGCACUUUUCACACGGACGACUUUUUUAAAGUGAUCACCAAAUUUGGUUUCCAAAAGGCCGAAGUGUCAAUACCACAUGGUGGCUCAUUUGGCUACAUAUAUGGCAAUAUCACAGCAGCAACAGAUACAUUUGUGCAGCCCAUUUCAUUAGUGGUGCUGGACAAGGUGGCAUUUGUUGAUUUCUAUAGCAAUCGUAGUCAUGUGGACCAUGAGUUGGCGUGCCAACGCAUGUUUGCGCAUUUGCAACCUCUAAUCUAUGAUGAGACAUGCAACAAGCAGGGUAAACGUGAUUAUGUACGUCGUGUACCAUGCCCAUUUGGUCAGCUAUGCGUUGACGAAGAUACGCCCAGCAAUGUAAUACCACAGCGACAAUUUACCUACACCAUAAGUGAGGUGACGGAGCCGAGAUUCUGGUAUGUGGCACUCACGUCCUGCUAUCAUAAUCGUACCGCAUGUAAAUGGCAAGCAUACGAUCAUCUCAAAAGCCACAAUGAACUUAACUAUGAUAUUUACGUUGUCAACACGCAUCCCAACAACUCCGCCGCGCAUCCACUCACAUUUCAGUUCUCUUUCGAUCAACAAAACUUAUUAGAAAUGUAUAUGAUAUUCUUGCUGGUCUAUAUGGUGCUGCUACCGGUGCAAAUCUACGCGGUGCGCCUGCAAAAACAUCCCGUCACACGUCUAUUCACGCUGAGCUUGGCCAGCGAGUUUGUCAGUUUAGCUUUCAUCACAGCACAUCUGAUAAAGUUCGCCAUAAAUGGCGUGGGCAUGCCGAAUAUGCAGACAGCAGGCGAUAUACUGGAUAUAUUUAGUCGGACCACAUUUAUGUUGAUUUUGCUACUGCUUGCUAAAGGCUGGGCCGUGACACGUCAGCAAAUUAAUCGCACUGGUUGGAUUAUAUUGAUGAGUAUAUGGGUGCCCUAUUGUGCAUUUCAAAUGUUCCUUUAUGUUUGGGAUAAGACGGAGGUGGAUAUUAUAUCGGACAUUGAUGAAUACCAGACAUGGCCGGGUUGGAUUGUUUUGAUUUUACGCACAUCAUUCAUGACUUGGUUCCUCUACGAGCUGCGCAACACCAUGAAAUACGAGCAUUCCACCAAAAAACUGGAUUUCCUGCUGCAUCUGGGCGCUUCUAGUCUUGUGUGGUUUAUAUAUUUACCCAUUGUCGCCAUUGUAGCGCUGCAAGUGAGCCCUAUGUGGCGGUACAAGUUGCUGCUUGGCAUCACCAAUUCGGCGGAUUGUCUGGCUUAUUGCGUAAUGACCGGCUUGCUGUGGCCCAAUCGCUCGGGCCAGUAUUUGCUGCUCGCCGGCAACAAAUACACGGGCAUGGACGAGCUGGACGAAUUCAACGAAGCGCCACAUAUUGUACGUGAACGUGAACGCCGCAGAAAUUCACCCGAUGCCAUAGUGAUCGCCAAUGGCGAGUUAACGCAACCGCAUGCAAAUGGUGGCAGCGGCAUUGUGACGUCAGUGGGCACUAACAGUUUGCUUGCAACAAAUGCUGUGAAUGGUGAGGCAUGCGUAGAGCUGCUGGAUGCAGAGGAUCUGGACGCGGUGCUUUUAACCGAUCUGAAUAAGAAUAGUCAUGUUGUGGCAUAAGUGUUAACGCGCGUUGUAGUAGUAGCGCCCAAAGCAGGAUAAAAAAAAACAAAUACUGUGCUGUAAACGCUUGUAGUUUUGUGCGUUGUUUGAGGAAAAAACGUUAAAGGUGUAUGUUUUACUAGCAUCCUGCGUAGCGCAGACACGCGUAGUGCGCGUUCAUGAACUUACGUUGCGCGCUUGUUUAUGAAAAUGUGGUAACGAAAGUCGUUGUGCAUCAAAUGUGAUGAUUUUUUUUAUGAUUUUAUAUACAUACAUAUGCAUAUGUAAACGUUAUUAUUAUUCACAAAUUUGCUUUAGUUUUGUAUGUUGAUUUUUACCGCUUACAAAAUACGUUUACAUUACAUUAGCUUUUAAUUUAGUUAUAAUAUUUACAAAUCUAAAUAAUCGAUAUAUUUCUAUUGUGUGAUGUAGUCAAGUACAUCUGCAUAUGUGUUUAGCAACAAAAGCAACAACAGACAUUAUUAAUUAUAAAGUAAGACAAACUCAUUAUUAUUAUUAUUAUGCACCUGGUUACAGCAUAAUAUUAUACUAUUUAUGUAUAUACAUAUAAGCUACACAUUUCGUAUUGUAAUCGAUUACUAUUACGAUAAUUUACAUUACUUAGCGUUGUAAGCACUGUUCGAAUGCGCAUAUUAUACAUAUUUGGGUAGUUACAUACAUAUGUAUGUCGAUAGUAACGUUAGCGGUAAAGAAAGCUGGUGAGUUUAUGUAGAAGAGUUACAAAAAUAGAAACAAAAGGUGAAAUAUGCUGCAAGUACACAACGAUUUUUGCAGCCUUGUGCUAUAUGGACUUUGUAAAAUGAACUUAUGAUUAUUACUGUAACAAAGUACUAAAUUUGAAAACAAAAAAAAAACAAAAACAAAAAUGUAAUGAUAAAAAUAUAAUAAAACAACAGAAAUUAUAGAAAUAAACGCAUAUACCUAAACGAGUGUCAAAUUAUAUUUGUAAAUUGCACAAUUUUUUGCAUAUGUAUUAUAUAUUUAGUGCGUUAAGCACCCCUACAUACCGGCCCCCACCCAAAAAUGUAAAGAAAAAACGGUAAAAUGGUAUGAAAUGAAGUUGGAGAGAAAUAAUCGAGGCACAAGUAUAUCAAAUAUGUCAAUAAAAAUUUAAAAAAUAUAUAAAACGAGAUAAAAGUGAAUGUGAAAAAUGUCAAUAAAAAGCGAAAGCCUAAAUAAAUGCAUAGAAUAUAAAUAAAAGGGAAGUAGAAAAAAUAUAAAAUACAAAUGGAAAAUCGAGGUGUAAGAAAAAAAAUGAAAACAGAUAUUGGAGAAAAAAUAAUACAAGAAGAAAAUGAAAAACAGUAAUUGAAGCAAAAAUAAUACAAAUUAGGCAACAGUCAAUAAUGCUAAGGGAAGUCAUGAUUUGUCGAAAAAUAAAUGAUGCAAAAAAACAAAAAUCUAAAGUAAUAAAAUUUGCAAAAAAUACUAAAAAAAAACUGAAGAUUGCAAUUUUCUAAAAAUCACGCAUAAUUCCACCCCAAAAUCAAUCACGUGACGAUUUUUCACAACCCCACAAGUAUCAGGUGUUUAAAACAUGCUGUACUUUGUGUGCGUAAAUACGUAAUAUUCGAAUUACAAAAACACUGGCACACACAUAAUCGUAUGACAAAUUUAAUUUUAAGUCGCUGCUAAACCAUACAUACUACAUACAUAUGUAAAUUUAACGACAGUGCAUAGAAGUUAAUGAGAGUGUGACAAAGCCAAACCCAAAUCGGUUUAAGUUUUUAAGUGAAGUUUUAAAAAGUGUUUUAGGCAUAGCAGGCUGCAAAAUUUUUAUGAGGUGUGUUGUAAUACAUUUACUCCAGGCAUAGUCUUAAAAUUAAAGUCGGAUCUGUAUUUAAAAAAAAAAAAAAAAUAAGGCAAAAUCCGCAGACAUGGCAAGCAAUUUUCGAACACUUGAAAAAUGUUCGUUAAUGAAAGUACAUGUUUUGUUUUAUUAUUUCUUA